Messenger RNA from Hyalella azteca, 4497 nucleotides. RefSeq lists its product as uncharacterized. The record is from RefSeq and is a predicted model, not a curated record. The coding region runs from base 22 to 2316 and encodes 764 amino acids. NCBI's taxonomy places the organism in Eukaryota, Metazoa, Arthropoda, Malacostraca, Amphipoda, Hyalellidae. The transcript has 6 exons. Gene Ontology annotation, molecular function: G protein-coupled receptor activity.
AACCAAAACUUGGCUAUCAACAUGUUUUCGACGCAUAUCUUAAUAAUAGUGAUGGUCGCUGGCGUUGACCUAGUCUGUGGUGCACUUUUGGACGGAAUUCCGACCUACGUUCACCAGAACUUUUCAUACAACAUGUGUCCUUGUCAUGAAAGUAUUGGUGCUUGCACUGAAACAUUUUCAAUCCCCAUGUUAAGUUCUCCAGAUAAUAAAGAUUGGUUCCCGGUCAAUAUGAAAAAUUUGUCAUUAAUUGAAGAAAAGCCAUCCUGUUUACCAAACCAAUUAGAAAUAACCAUAGAGGAAGGAAGUUUCGCACUUCUCACGAACGGGUCUAUAUCUCACGUACACAGCGGUCUUAUCUUUGACACCGAUUCUUACUGCCUGGAAAUGGCGUACAAUGAAAUGUAUUCUUUAGAUGGAAAAUUUAAAGUUCCGAUGUUGAAGGCAAAGGUUUGCUUGCCACCUGUACGACUUCCUUCCUGUUGCAAUUCUGGUGAAAUUAUGACCGAUCAAAACGGCACAGCUGCCUGCGAGAAAAGUUCGGGCUACACUUCAUUUUUUCACCCGCGUAUCGAAUUUGCCGGAAGCUUUCACACGUUUGCUCUCACCACAGAACAUCGCGGUUUUCCGAAGUGCGAGGAUAGGUUAACAAUCUCACCCGUCCAAAAUGAACGGACACGGCGAUCUUUAGAGUUAGUUGGGAGUGGAAUCCAGCUAAUUUGGCAAACUAAUGAGCAUGGCAAAACCAUAGUAGUUGAGUCGGAGCGCUUCUGUGUAGGGCAAGUAACAACGUACAAUGCAAUUACUCCAGCCGUUGCAUUUUGCCCCGAAGAUUUUUCCGUCCAAAAGAUGUGUUCAAACAACACAUGCUUUUCAAAAUGCUGUCGUGAAGGUUACGUCUUUGACCUCUUUACAAGCUCGUGCGAAAUGGAAGACUUUUACCAAGUCUGGACCCCUCCGGCCAGUUGGCAAAAUUUUACAGCUCUCUACGGAAUGCCUUCUUGUCCAUCGUACUUUCCAAUAUCUGCAUUAGACACUAAUGAAAAUUAUGCCUUGCUUGCCAAUGGCAGCUUGUGGAUUGAAUCUCACUCUCAAACAACGCCGUAUUCAAAAUACUGCAUUGAUUACUUCCGUAAUCAGACUCACCUGAUCGAAAUAGCCAUCGUGUGCUUUGAUGAGACUGUAAACCCAUCAAGCAAUACCACUGCAAUACCUGAGCUGCUCUACGUGAUUUUAUUGUUCUUUUCGAGCCUCCAACUGUUGAUAGUGACUGGAAUAUUUGUGUAUCGGGUGUUUAAAGUGAAACGUGAGAGGAGAGAGGGAUAUACAUGUGAAAAUGCAUCUCGGAAUAUAAACGAUAUGCAAAAUAUAAGUAAUGCUGAAAAUGAUGGUGAGCUUUCUCAUCAAAAUAUACAAGAACGUCAGGAUAUGAAUAGUGGAAGAAGAGAGAGUUUGAAUGCCCAAAGUAUUGCUCUGAAUAUCCAAGGCAAUAACUCUGAUGUCCAGAAUUCUCUAAUGACGCCAACAGCCGACACUCAUAACACGGAGAAUCGCGAAAACCAUACAGUGGAAAACACAGGAAAAGUUGCAAUAAUUUUAUCGUUAAGGAAAUGUACCAUUUUCGGCCACUUCCAUGCCCUAGUAUGCCAGAUGAUGUUCUUCUCUGCAUGCCAGCUCAUAAUAGUCGCUCUACAGCAAGCUUUGGCUUCACAUAUCUCUUUUUGGUCUUGCAGUGCAUUGGCAACCCUGGGUGACGUCAUGGAGCUGACUGUCAUGGCCGCCGUGUGCUGCAUGUGCGCGCAGUUCUGCUGCGACAUCGAGCGCAGGACUCCAGGAGAAGAAACCAACAGGGCAGUACCGCGCUGGGUACCCAUCCUCUUACAUGUUGCACCUCUGAUACUUGCUACCAUCGUGGUGGUGCCCGUGCGGGUGGUGAUGGUGCCCUUACCAUCAGAAUGUACCACAGCGGCCGCUUUCACUGAUCCAUGGGCUGGAUUCCCAAUCUCGGUUACGACAUUUGUGCUUCUGGCCGCAGCGUUCGCCCUCCUGUUCAAAGACUUCGUCAUUUAUGUCUAUCGCAGCCAAGGUCAACUGCAGUCGAUCCCACCUGAAUUGAGGUACCGCUGGUGGUUGUGCGCUAAGAUGGUGUUCAUCCACGCCAUGUAUUGCAUCUCGUAUGCGUCAGUGUUUGCGUCGGACUCUGUCGCUUUUUGGGUGUUUGGGGACAUCAUAUUGUUCCUGAAGAGCGUCCUAGUCUCGUGCAGCGUGCUGCGCCAUCACACGAAGCACCACAGUCGCCCUGCACCGCACCACCUGUAGCGUGCAGCGUGCUGCGUCAUCACACGAAGCACCACAGUCGCCCUGCACCACACCACCUGUAGCGUGCAGCGUGCUGCGUCAUCACAUGAAGCACCACAGUCGCCCUGCACCGCACCACCUGUAGCGUGCAGCGUGCUGCGUCAUCACACGAAGCACCACAGUCGCCCUGCACCGCACCACCUGUAGCGUGCAGCGUGCUGCGUCAUCACAUGAAGCACCACAGUCGCCCUGCACCGCACCACCUGUAGCGUGCAGCGUGCUGCGUCAUCACACGAAGCACCACAGUCGCCCUGCACCGCACCACCUGUAGCGUGCAGUUCGAUUAAUGUUGCAAAACUUCAAAUUAUUAAAUUUUAAAUCAGCACGGGCAUUCUUAACGAGAUAAAAAGCAAUAUUUUUGUCAAUUUUUUAAAGUCUGUUCAAGGAUUCAAUUACGCCCACUAUCACAUUCUAGUAUUAAUUUAAACCUGUUAGCCACACUGCUUGGCUUGAAUUCAUCUUGGCUAUCCCAGAUCUGAAAAAAUUAUCAUUUAUUAUUUCAGUUACAAGUUUAGAGGACGACAGAAAGGAAUCAUAUGAUAAUUAUUUAGUGAACGAGUUAUUGGGGUAUAUAUAGGGAUAGAAGGAACCAACGGCAGGACUCAAUACGGUCCCUAUAAUGAUUCCAAGCUAGAAUUUAGCAGACAAUUGAAAUAUGAAAACGUGUAUUUGAGGACAAAAGUAUUGAAUGCAUUCUAAAUACUUCUAAUUUAUAUUAUAAACAUUCGUUGAUCGCAUGCUCAACUUGUUGAAUUAUUAAAUGUAAAAGACGCCAGUGAAAAGAAUAAAUGUUGGACGCUGUAUGCUUUACUUGUGCAUUUCAUUUUGCGAAUGAAUUUAGAAUAAAGUAUGUUUAAUGAUAAAUGUUGAAAUGUGUCAUAUGUUUGAUUUUUAAUGCAUAGGUUAUUGUUCGCAUUUUAAGUGUUGAAUUGACAUGAUUAUGUUUUGCGUUGCUUGUUAGGAGCUCUUUUAUUGCACGAUAGUUUAUACCACGUUGAUGAUGAUUGUUAAGAAUAAAUUUGUGUAUAUUUAAGAUAGUCGUGAGACUAUAAAGUUUGUUUUCCGAUGAGACAGAUAAUUUAUCUAGGUUAUUAAAUAAAUUCGAAUCAGUUAGUAAUAACGUAAAACGAAUAUAUUUGUUAUAAAGGUACAGUUUUUUAUGUACGUAAUAUCCGUGUUUGUUGAACCCCCUAAAUGUUUUGGCUUAUCACAAUCGUUAUCUUAUGUUCAAAGGAUUAUUAAACCGUGUUAUGUUUUCUCUCCAUUAAUUAAGAUGUUUACGAAAGUUGAUCAAGCUGAAUAUAUGAUUAUCAACUUGGCUCAGGCUCUGGCGUUCGGGGCAGUAUACUAAACGAAACGGACAGCGAUAGUAAGUUUAAUGACGAUUGUUUAUUUUAAUUGUGCAUCUAUUAUUUGCUAGAUUACUUAAGGCCCCGCCUGCUGUAUCUCUAAUAAUUUUAACGAUGCUACAGAUACUGUAAAACAGUUUUUGCUGCCCAAAUCUAUCCUCAUUCAUCGUACGGAUGAUAUCACAAAUGCAAGGUUACAAUAGCUUAAGAUCGCCACCGAUCACAUUAGUUUAGUUUUAGAUAAGUACUAUAUGUCGGCGUUGAAGAUUAGGCCUAGUCAGGCCUGUCGCCGAUUUUCGCAUUGUUCGUAAUUUUCACACGGGAAUUUUUGAAACAUUGAAUUGUCUGAUAAACAUGGAAUCUAAUGGAAAUGAACUUUGAUGUUUUAAAGCUCUUGCUGUUGUACUGGCGGGAUGUGAAUCUAUUCCGUAUACGUAACGAAAAUGUCUUGUCGGUUCUUGCAUGGAUUCACACUCGAGGUCUCAAAGAGUUCAGAGUUCAGACGUCAGUCUGUUCCCAUGAACUAAAAUCGUUUGUUUCUCGAAACUAUAGAUAACCUUGUAUGACUUAGGAGCGAUAGCGACGCUGUUUAAGCCCUUGAGAGAAUUUUUUAAUUCUACGGUAGUGAUGGAGGGAUGAAAAUGUCUCUCAUAGUGCCGCCUAGACACUAUGGAAAUCGCCUAUGAAUGUUAAUUGCGAUUUAAGGUAUAUCAAAUUUUGGAUAGAAUUGAACAAGUUGAGACGGCUAUAUGUCUCAACCGUUGUCUUUUAUUACAAUGAGUGAAACCCUCAA